CCGUUUAACCCCAAAGAAGAAGACGAAGACGCUUUUCCUCUGACAGUCAACGUGGCUGAUGGUGUUUUCAAGAAAUCAUUACUUUAUUAAAAGUGUGGGCAUAUUUCCGAAAUAAACCCAUUUCUACUCCUAAGAGGCCCAAUAACAACAAAAAAAAACCAACAUGUUUCGUGAAGACGAGGACUGGAAUGAUGAAUCAGACGCUGAAAUCCUGAGAAAAAGUGUUCUCAGCCACUCACAAAGAGCAAAAAUCACUGUCAAGGUCAAAGAUGUUGGGAAAAAGAGCCUGUUGCGGACCCUGCAGACACUGGGAUCGGUGCCAGAAUGGAAGUGCGACAUCCAUCAACAGAGUAGUGACAGUGAGAUAGAAACAACCCCGCUACAUACCAAGAGAAAGAAAAAAAGAAGGAAAAGGCAGAAGCGUACAGCUGCAUCAGGAGAGGAACCUGUGAAUGAUACAUUAGAUCAGACUGUGCAGGAGGAACAUGCUGUCAAGAAGAAGAAAGAUGCAUCAGGUACUCCAACUGUGAUAACUGCACCUAUCUGUGAGGCAAAGGAUGAAAAACCUGUCACAUCUGCAAAAAUGGAAGUAAACCAGACAGAGAGACUGAGUAGAAAACACUGGAAAAGCAAAAUGAAGAACAAAAGGAAAUGUAAAAAUAAAUAUCGCCAAAACACAGCAGAGGGGGAAGAAAAUAAAACUGGAUCACCAGAGAAACCCAAACCAAAGAAAGAGGUAACCAGCAAUCACAUUGGAAACACUCGGGCAAUGGAAAAUAACUGUAGUGCACAAACAAGGAAAAUGACUAAUGAUGAGACUAAAAUAUGUAGUACAUCAAAAACACAACCACAUGGAAAACAACAACAGACUGAGAAGAAGAAAAUUAACAGUAGUGCAAAUGAAUCAUCUAUUGCUGGAGGUGCAGCUGAAAAAGGGUAUAACGAGGAAACGGAGCACCACAAUCCAAUGAAAAAAGAGAAGCUGGAGCAGAGACGAAAACCAGAAAAUCUGCAGAAAAUUCUCCACAGUCAGGAACCAAACAAAUCAGGGAGUCCCACAGUGCAGGAAGACCAGAUGGCGCUGUCACAGCAAGAAGUCAGACAGGACCCACCCACUUCCUUCAGGUCUCGCAUGGAGCAACGCUUGGAGGCGGCUCGUUUCCGCUACAUUAAUGAAGUUUUGUACACCACAUCCAGUGGUCAGGCAAAGCGCAUGUUCAAACAGGAUCCCCAGGCAUUUUGGGUCUACCACAAGGGCUACACAGCACAGGUCCAGAGAUGGCCAGCUAAUCCAGUGGAUGCUAUUAUAGCUUACAUUCAGAAAAAACCUGCUUCUUUGGUGGUUGCUGACUUCGGCUGUGGUGACUGUAAGAUCGCUCGGAGCGUGAAGAACAAAGUGCACAGCUUCGACCUAGCAGCUGUGUGUGAGCUCGUCACUGUGUGUGACAUGGCCAAAGUCCCGCUUGAUGACGGCACUGUGGACAUCGCUGUGUUCUGCCUUUCUCUGAUGGGGACCAACUUGGCAGACUUUAUAUCGGAGGCCAACCGUGUUUUAGUGAAAGGGGGUGUUCUUAAAAUAGCAGAAGUAGCGAGUAGGUUUGACAACGUGAGGAGCUUCAUCACUGCACUAGCAAAGCUUGGGUUCAAAUUGAUGACAAAGGACACAGGGGACACUCAUUUCUUCUCUUUUGAAUUUCUGAAGACGGCCAACACGCCAGAAAGUGUCAAGAAGUUUGGACUGGAGUUAAAACCUUGUGUUUAUAAGAAAAGAUGAGAGAAGACAACAUUCAUUCAUUCACUUUCAUAUUCAGUACAUCAAUGGAUCUGGUGCUCAGUUGGACUGGGAACUGCUAAAUGUGACGCUGGUUACCGGCCACCAGUGAAAUGUAAAAGUAUGAUGGUUGGAGUAAAAAAAAAAAGGAAAAAAAAAAAAGCACAAAUCCUGAAAAUUUUUAACUUUAUUAAACAAAA
Messenger RNA from Thalassophryne amazonica, 1971 nucleotides. RefSeq names its product ribosomal RNA processing 8 (gene rrp8). Gene Ontology annotation, molecular function: methyltransferase activity. The coding region runs from base 164 to 1774 and encodes 536 amino acids. Gene Ontology annotation, biological process: regulation of transcription by glucose; rDNA heterochromatin formation; cellular response to glucose starvation. The transcript is spliced from 8 exons. Gene Ontology annotation, cellular component: rDNA heterochromatin; chromatin silencing complex; nucleolus. The record is from RefSeq and is a predicted model, not a curated record. NCBI's taxonomy places the organism in Eukaryota, Metazoa, Chordata, Actinopteri, Batrachoidiformes, Batrachoididae.